UGUGCGCUGGGCUUUAGUGGAGAGGUAGAGGGGGAGCUGUCACGCUCUAUCGUACAGUAAAUGGGAUUAAAGUACUAAAGCUCCUAAAUCGUAGUGGAGAGCAGUUUCUCGCAGACAGCACCGCAUGUGCCUGUCUAUAUGCACAGCCAAGAGUUUGCUUUGCUUACUGAUAUAGCUCGGGCUUUUUGACUGGAGGAGAACAACACUGAAUUAUAUAUUAUUUUUGGAAGGGAAAAAAAAGACAUACUGAAACCUCUCUCCCUUGCGUACCUUUAUUAAUAGAAGGGAGAGAGGGGGCGGUAUAUCUAUUUAACACCAUUGCUAGACAGUUUAUUCAAAAUUCUUGAGCAAGAGAAAACUUCUCCCUAGCCCGCGAGAAUAAGUUAACUAAGGAGAAAAUGGAGAACCAGACAGUCGAACCACUCAGCUUCGAGGACGUUCGGAAGAGCGGCUAUCUCCGCAAGCAAAAAUCCAUGCACCGGCGAUACUUCGUUCUGCGGACGGCCUCCGAACGGGGCCCUGCCCGACUGGAAUACUACGAAAGCGAGAAGAAAUUUCGUGGCAAAGCGCCUGUCCCGAAAAAAGCACUGGUUUUGGAAACGUGUUUCAACAUAAACAAACGGGCCGACUCGAAGAACAAGCACAUGAUAGUACUCUACACCCGGUCAGAGAGCUUCGCAAUCGCGGCGGAUAACGAGGUGGAUCAGGACGAAUGGUUCCAGGCUAUGGUCGAGCUUCAAUGUAAAAGUAAGGCACUGUCUGACAGCGGCAGCGGCGGGGAGUAUGGUGUGCCCUCUCCUGGCCCCGCCUUCAAGGAAGUCUGGCAAGUCAAAGUUUGGCCGAAAGGCUUGGGUCAGGCCAAGAACCUGGUGGGAAUCUACCGGCUCUGCCUAACAGACAAGACUGUGAACUUUGUUAAGCUUAAUUCUGACGCAGCAGCCGUCGUGCUCCAGCUGAUGAAUGUUCGGCGUUGUGGCCACUCUGAGAACUUCUUCUUUAUAGAGGUAGGUCGCUCUGCUGUGACCGGUCCCGGAGAGUUCUGGAUGCAGGUGGAAGAUUCUGUGGUGGCCCAGAACAUGCACGAGACCCUGCUUGAGGCCAUGAAGGCGCUAAGCGAGGAGUUCCGCCAGCGUAGCAAGUCACAGUCAGCUGCUGCUGGUGCUGGAGGAGGUACUACCGCCUCGAAUCCCAUUAGCGUACCCUCCCGACGCCACCAUCCAAAUCCCCCACCCAGUCAGGUGGGCUUCACGAGACGUCCGCGCACUGAACCACCGGGUGGUAUAGGAGGAGGUGGAGGAAACAGCACUAAUGCGUCUCCCACCCCUCGACACAGCUUCCCCCGGGCACGGACCUCCAGUGAUGGAGGAAAAACCGAGGAGGGUGGAGGAGGUACUGCAGCAGGAGGUGUAGUGACCAGUUCUAGCCCAACUCCAAAUGGCUCCUGCACCAAUACUCCAAUCCUCAGGAGCACCUCUGUCCGUGCUCCUACACCAGCCAAGGCUCAACACUCACUGAUGAGAUCCACCUCCACCCCUGCCCCCUCUACAACCCCCAAUACCUCCACCACUUCAGGGCAUGGUUCAGAGUUUGGGAAUUUAGCAGCUGGAGGAGGGGCAAGUGGAGGUGCAGGGGCUUACAGCCGACUGCCCCUCCGUCAGCAUUCUGUCUCAGGUUCCCUUAGCGACUAUGGAUCUUCAGAUGAGUAUGGCUCAAGCCCGGGGGAGCCCACACUGCUCACCUCAACAAUUCAGCCUGAUUCUGCCAGCAGCCUUGGCACACAGCCUCCAGGAGAUGAGGCUGCCAACUAUAUUUUGAUGGGCCAGAGAGGGACAUUGAAUGCCAUGCCCACACAGAACUCACUACCACCAACGAGGAGGGUAUUGCGACGCUCCUCCAGCCGAGAGUGCGAGGCUGAACGUCGGCUGCUAAGCAAGAGGGCCUCCUUGCCCCCCAUGGCUCUUGAGAGACUUGCCCCACUGCGCAGGGGAGGUGAGGAAAAUGGUGAGGAGGACGACUAUGCUGUUAUGUCCCGCAGCACCAGCCGAGAGUCGUUUAGCUCACGCCGUGAUUCAGGAGUAGGUCCAAACGGCAGCGGAUACCUUGACGUGGCUGCUGAGUUAAAAAGCGAAGCAGCAGCUGUUGGGAUGGGUGGAUCAGCAGCGGUCCUUGGAACUGGAAGCAGCAGCACAGUGGACAAUGGGUACAUGUCCAUGUUGCCGGGAGUAACCGCCUCUCCUGUCUCCCUCUCUCACUCCCUUUCCGUGGCUGUGUCUGACUCUGACGCCAAGACUACCGAUGACUACAUGGCCAUGACGCCUAACAGUAGUGUCUCACCGCCCCAGCAGAUCAAGCUGCCACCUUCCGGCUCUGAUGGCUACAUGAUGAUGUCACCCAACAGUAGCUGCUCUCCAGACCAGCGCGGAGUCCCGACUUCUUGGAUGGGCAGCAGCAGCGCAGACAGCCGAGCAGGCAGCGACUAUAUGAACAUGUCGCCCAUCAGUGCUCGCUCCGCAAACAGCACCCCUCCGCCUCCUGAGGCCCUCACCCUUUCUGACCAGUACUCCCAACAGCCUGCUCCAAAAAUGGUGUAUUCUUACUACUCAUUGCCCCGUUCCUACAAACACAACCCCCCAAAGCACUUUGAGGAAGGCCAGGGACGGGGAAAACGACCUGGAGUCAGUGGUGAGAGGGGUGUGACCGUAGGACGGGGACAGGGUAACAGUCCUACCCAGCGGCAGGAACAAGCACCUGGAGCCACAUCUGGCCGACACUUAUCUCUCUCCUCUUCGUCCUAUUCUUCCAGUUCAGCCAGCAGUGAAAGCUUGGGUGAAGGUGAAGAGAAACCCACUCAGACUCCCACUGCAGCAGGCACAUGGGUCAAAGACAGCAGGGCACUGCAGCAAAGGAGAAGUUCGGCAGGCUUGAAACAGGGCCAGCAAGGGCAGCGGAGUCGGCCUCUCAGCCUAUUUGUUGAUGUUUCCAAAGCCAACACCCUGCCCAGGGUACGUGAGUCCCCCCUCCCACCUGAACCAAAGAGUCCAGGGGAGUAUGUUAGCAUCGAGUUCAAGGGUGAAAGGAACUUCAAAGGAGGAGGAGGAGGAGCCAGAGGGCUCAAGCAGGGCGACUUUCUUCCCGCAAGUGUACACCGACCUUUGCCCAGGCCCACAUCCUGUGUGGCUGGAUUCUUGGCCCUAUCUCAAAGUCCUUCAACGCCCGUCUCUCCUUCAGCUGCGUCCGAGUACGUUAACAUGGAACUUGGACCGUCACCAUCCCCAUCUCCUCAAUCCCUCACCCUACUGAGUUAUCCCUCUUUUCCCUCCCCUACAACCCCUCCUGCUGUCGCCCAUAAAGCCCGGGGUGAGUGCGCUGCAAUCCCUCAAAAUGAGGAAGAGCCAGAGGCCGAAAUAGGGCAGAGGAAGGACAGGCAAACAUCAACCCCCCAGACUGCAGAUUCCCCAACAGCACGUGCAGACUACACAGAGAUGGCCUUCAGUCUGACCUCAGGCACCACAACUGGUUCCUCACCUAAAGCGCCCUCACCCGACCGGCCCAAGACCGGUGGCCCAGCCAUGAGCAUUGGGAUGGGGCUUGACUUUCCGCUGGCUAAGGUCAGCCCAAACCCCGACCAUGGGGCCAAGGUCAUCAGGGCAGAUCCACAAGGUCGUCGGAGGCACUGCUCUGAGACGUUCCUGGCUCCCUCCUCCAUCCCCACUUGUUCCUUGUCCACCUCCUCCUGCAUGUUCCCUGAACACGCCCAAGUUGUGGCACGACGUCUCGGUUUUGACGGGAUUCUCUGGGGAAAUGGUUCUUCUCCAGAUGUUCCAGCAAGUCAACCUUCUGCCCAGACUACAUCUGUGGAGCAAGGCCUGAACUACAUAGACUUAGAUUUGGUUAACAAGGAGAGUCCUCACCCUCCUCUUGACGGACAAGCAACCACUCUGCAAAACCCAUCUCGCUUGUUUUCCGUCCUGGGUGGAGGGUCUGCAGGAGUUGGCUCUGGAACUAGUGGGGGUAUCAGUGGAACCUCAAACCUCAACACUUACGCCAGCAUCGACUUCUACAAGUCUGAGGAGCUUCGGACGCAGAACGGAGGCAAAGAUGGUACAGAGUGUUGAUGUCGUGGCCCCGCCCCUUUUGGAAUUGUGGGAACUGGAGUCCUUGCAGACCAUCAUGUUCCAAAAAAAAGCACUUUUAAAAGAACGGACAAAAGAUUUUAUUUUUAAAAGUUUUACCGGUUGCAGCAAACCAACGUGGAAUGUGAGCCAAGAGAAAAAGGUAAAAAGAAGAAAAAAAAACCUCUGCAAGAAGAACUCAACAGCCAAUGAAAGGACAGAGCACAGAUGAAAACUGUCCAAUCAGAGCCAUUGACUUUUCUCGUCCAUCUUCAUCAGCAGCUUGAAAAUCACCCUGGAGUCGAGUCAUCUCCAAAAAGAAGACAUCAAACAGCAGAAUUAAAAAAAAUGGUUAAAAAUCCUUGAAAUAUGUUAUAUGAAACAUUGCAGAAGUGCCUCUUGUUUUAUUGAUUGUUGUUAUUUUUUCACAGAGAAUUGAAAUGACUGAAGUACAGACAUGAGUGAUGGGGCGUUUUUUGUUACGUUUCUUUUUUGUUGUUUUGGUUUUGUUUUGUUUUGUUUUGUUUUGUUUUGGUUAUUUAGGGAGUU
Messenger RNA from Chanos chanos (milkfish), 4661 nucleotides. Its product is annotated as insulin receptor substrate 1-B. The coding region runs from base 399 to 4115 and encodes 1238 amino acids. Gene Ontology annotation, molecular function: insulin receptor binding; phosphatidylinositol 3-kinase binding. Gene Ontology annotation, biological process: insulin receptor signaling pathway. The transcript has 3 exons. Lineage: Eukaryota; Metazoa; Chordata; Actinopteri; Gonorynchiformes; Chanidae. The record is from RefSeq and is a predicted model, not a curated record. Gene Ontology annotation, cellular component: cytosol; plasma membrane.